This is a messenger RNA of Scomber scombrus (Atlantic mackerel), 636 nucleotides long. Its product is annotated as claudin-4-like. The transcript has a single exon. Gene Ontology annotation, cellular component: bicellular tight junction; plasma membrane. The coding region runs from base 1 to 636 and encodes 211 amino acids. The record is from RefSeq and is a predicted model, not a curated record. Gene Ontology annotation, molecular function: structural molecule activity. Gene Ontology annotation, biological process: cell adhesion; bicellular tight junction assembly. NCBI's taxonomy places the organism in Eukaryota, Metazoa, Chordata, Actinopteri, Scombriformes, Scombridae.
AUGGUUUCUCAGGGGAUUCAACUCAUCGGCAUAUCAAUGGCUGUGAUUGGCUGGUUCCUGGUCAUCAUAGUGUGCGCUUUGCCCAUGUGGAAGGUCACAGCCUUCAUCGGAGCCAACAUUAUCACGGCUCAGACCAUCUGGCAGGGCAUGUGGAUGAACUGUGUGGUGCAGAGUACAGGCCAGAUGCAGUGCAAGGUGUAUGACUCCAUGCUGGCUCUACCCCAAGACCUGCAAGCUGCUCGGGCCAUGAUCAUCAUCUCCAUCCUGACUGGAAUAUUUGGGCUGGUCUUGUCAAUCGCAGGCGGGAAAUGCACCAACUGCAUCGAGGAGGAGAGGUCCAAGUCGAAGGCUUGCAUCGUGGCUGGAAUUUUGUUCAUCAUCUCUGGGUUGCUCUGUCUCAUUCCUGUCUCCUGGUCUGCAAACACCAUUAUCACCAACUUCUACAACCCGCUACUCAUCAAUGCCCAGAGAUAUGAGUUAGGAGCAGCGCUGUAUAUCGGCUGGGCGGCUGCUGCACUGCUGCUGAUGGGAGGAGGGCUAGUUUGUUGGAACUGUCCUCCCAAAGAUGAACAUCCCCACUACAUACCCAAAUUCAUACCUGUGAAGUCAGCCUCCACAUCAAGAGAAUAUGUAUAA